AUGUGGCCGCUAGUGCCCGUGGCAGUGGUGGCAGUGGGAGGCGCAUGGGCCUAUUGGGCUCAGACCAGCUCUCCAAGGGAGUGGGAGGAGGGGCGGCGCAAGGGAAUCGUGCCCUUCUUAAAGCCAAAGUCAUAUUAUGAUUCGAAGGGAGUCAAGAGCGUGGAGGUGUACUAUCGCAACAGCAGAGGCGUCGAGAUCUUCACAAAGCGAUGGCAGCCGUUGGAUGGGGUGGUGAAAGGAAUCGUGGUGUACUGCCAUGGCUAUGGCGACACAUGCACAUACCACUUUGAUGCCGUGGCAGUGAGCAUGGCACAGCAGCAGUACCUGGUGUAUGGCAUGGACUACGAGGGCCAUGGGUGCUCCCAGGGCCUGCAUGCAUACAUCCCCCGCUUCGACACCAUCAUAGACGAUGUGGUUGAGUUCACCGACGCGCUAAGAGCCUCGCCUGCCCUCUCAUCCCUCCCCGUCUUCCUGUACGGCGAGUCAAUGGGCGGCGCAGUGGCCAUCAAGACGCACUGGCGCCGCCCAGACGCCUUUCGAGGAGCCGUCCUACUGUCACCCAUGUGCAAGAUAGCAGAGGAGUUGAUGCCUCCCCCAAUGGUGGUAUCAGCAUUCCUGGCUCUCAACAGCGUCAUUCCCAAGGUCAAGAUGGUUCCAGGAAAGGACAUCAGCGACAUUGGCAUGAGAGACCUUGCCAACCGGAAGCGGGCGAAGGAUAACCCAAUGUCCAUCAGGGGCCCUGCUCGAGUGGGCACAGCAGUUUCACUGCUGCGGACCACACAGGAGAUCGGCCCACGGAUGAAGGAGGUGAGGGUGAAUGUGAUGAUGGAGGAGGUAAGUGCUGACGUGGUAACCGACCCAGCUCUCUCCAAGGAGCUGCACGCAGCGGCCAGCAGCACCGACAAGACUCUCAAGAUCUACGAGGGCUCCUGGCACGGACUCACUUCUGGGGAGCCUGACGAUGUGAUCGAAAAGGUGAUAGCGGAUAUUGUUGCGUGGAUUGCUGCGCGCAGCAGCGCUGCUACGGUGGAUUUGAAUGCGGUGAAUGAGAAGCUACUGGAGCCGCCUUUUAAGGGGGAUACUGUAAAGGAGAGGAACGGUGUGAAAAGACCGGCGGAAAUCGUGGUGCUGGUGCGUGAAACUUCAGCGAACAAUCCCCUUGCUCAAGCUGCCGAAAGCCCUGACGGUUCUGCAGACGACGAACUCGCUCGUCGCGCUGAAGGUCUGCUGAGAGGCAGUGCGGACAUUGAUGUCGCGUCGGCAGCCGCACGCGCGCCGUCGGUGAGCAUCUGUGGUCCGCUUGUUUCUCUGGGGGGUUACACGGACGAUGUUUUGAAUGCGGAUGGUAGCGACAGAAGUUGUCGCAGUGCGACGGGUGACGGUGCUCGCGAGGCAGAUGGCGAUGGGAGAGCAAGUCGCAGACCGGGGGGAGAUGAUUGUGACUCCGCGGAGCGGGGGGGGGUGCAAGGCGGAACGGCAGACGGCGGGGGAGCAGCGGAAGGUGAAGCAGCGGAGGGAAGAGCAAGUGGAGCAGCGGAGGGGGAGCUGGCAGCGGCGGAUGUCGGGGAAGCGCAAGGCGCAGAAGAGGGCGGGAGGUCUUGGUGGGGAAGGGUGACCGGGGGAAGACUGGGGAAGCGACGGGUUUCCACGGAAGUGUCGCCGCCACGUGGCAGCAGCUCACUGGAGGCUGUUUUCAACGGAGUCAACGUGCUGACGGGCAUCGGAAUUCUCACCACGCCCUACGCGCUCGCCCAAGCGGGCUGGUUAGGCUUGCUCGUUCUGUCCGCCACGUCCCUCCUCUACCUCCUCACCGCCCGCCUCCUCCGUGCCUGCAUGGACCACACACCAUCCACCGAUCCCCACUCCCCUGAUACAAGUAUCCACACCUCGACUGGAAGCAGCCACGCCUCCACCACCGCACCCUACACCUCCGCAACUUCUCCCCACACCUCCGCCACUGCACUCCACGCCUCCACGAUCACCACCUUCCCCGACAUAGGCGCGGCAGCGUUCGGCCGCACAGGGCGCAUACUUACAUCUCUGGUGCUCUACGGGGAGCUCUUCGCCGUGUCCGUCGAGCUGCUCAUCCUCGAAGGCGACUCCCUCGCCUUCCUCUUCCCCUCCUUCGCCCCGCACGGCCUCAGUCUUGGCCCCUCCCUCCGCCUGUCCGCCAACCAGGUGUUUCUGAUCAUCGCAGCACUGAUUAUGCUGCCCACAGUGUGGCUCAGAGAGAUGUCUCUGCUCGCGUAUGUGUCCGUGUCUGGGCUGCUUGCUGCGCUGGUCACAGUGGUGGUGUUUCUGAUCAUCGCAGCACUGAUUAUGCUGCCCACAGUGUGGCUCAGAGAGAUGUCUCUGCUCGCGUAUGUGUCCGUGUCUGGGCUGCUUGCUGCGCUGGUCACAGUGGUGGUGUUUCUGAUCAUCGCUGCGCUGAUCGUGCUGCCAACAGUGUGGUUACGAAAGAUGUCUUUGCUCGCGUAUGUGUCCGUGGGAGGGCUGCUCGCAGCGCUGGUCACGGUGGUGGGAGUGGCGUGGGUGGCGGCGAUGGGGGCGGACGAUGCAGGCUCUGCUGCUGCUUCUGCUUCUUCAACCGCAGCAGCAGCAGCAGCGGCAGCAGUGCAAGGGGAAUCGGCGUUGCUGCGGGUGCAGGGAAUACCAGUGGCGAUGGGGAUAUUUGGGUUCUGCUUCUCAGGGCAUGCAGUCUUCCCCACCAUCUACCGCUCCAUGGACAAGCCACAGCACUACAACCGGGUGAGUGGGCGAGUGAGUGAGGCAGAGAGUAAAGAGUGGUGCAUUGAGUCGGGGCAUGCUGUGUUCCCCACCAUCUACCGCUCUAUGGACAAGCCACAGCACCGGGUGAGGCAUGCUGUCUUCCCCACCAUCUACCGCUCCAUGGACAAGCCCCAGCACUUCAACUGGCCCCAGCACUAUAACCGGGUGAGUGGGCGAGUGUGUAUCGAUACUGGUGCGGCACUUGUGCGUAUUACAGGUUCUGUAACCCCCUGUUUUGGGUUCUGCUUGUCGGGCCAUGCUGUGUUCCCCACCAUCUACCGCUCCAUGGACAAGCCACAGCACUUCAACUGGGUGCUCCUCAUCUGGUUCACUGUCUGCACAUGCAUAUACGGCGGCAUUGCCAUUCUCGGCUAUUCCAUGUACGGACAAGCCACUGCCGCCCAGAUUACCCUCAACCUGCCGCCCGCCCUCACACCAUCCCGCAUAGUCCUAUGGACCACCAUCAUCUCUCCCCUCACCAAAUUCGCCAUCACCAUCACCCCCGUCGCGCUCGCCCUCGAAUCCUCCGUCUCCUCCCUCCUCUCCAACCUCUCCCCUCCCAGCCUCGCCUCCUGUACCCCUUACUGCAUGCCCCGCUUCAAGCACAGAGGCUGCAGCUGCAACUGCAAGCACACUGCGCUCUGUCUCUCCUGGCUCUCAUCUCUCCCGGGCUUUAACUGGGUGAGGGUCAGCAGCAAGACAGUUGUUUCCCUAACUGUGAGGACUCUACUGGUGGUGCUGGUGGCAGCGGCGGGGUUACUGCUUCCAUUCUUCGCCCUGGUCAUGACUCUCACAGGCUCUCUCCUCAGCAUCUCCAUCUCUUUGCUCCUCCCCACGGCCUGCCACCUCAGCAUUAAGUGGCGCCAGCUGUCGCGUGCGUCGGUUGCGUGCCACGUGGCGAUUCUCCUGGGAGGGACAGCGGCGGCUGUAACGGGGACGGUUUAUGCUGUCAGGGGGAUAGCUGCUGGUGGUGGUGGGUCGCAUUAG
Molecule: messenger RNA, 3756 nt
Organism: Closterium sp. NIES-65
Lineage: Eukaryota; Viridiplantae; Streptophyta; Zygnematophyceae; Desmidiales; Closteriaceae
Source: the annotation of a GenBank genome assembly